AUGGCGCCUCAAUUCCCAUCCAUCCAGUCAUUCUUCCAAGUGAAGUCGUCGCCUAGCUCAAAAGAGCAUCAACCGCCGAGCUCAUCGCCUUCAGCAACGCCAGCCGGGGAUGGCUUUUCCACCGAGGAAGUCGACGCGGUCCUCCAUCCCACCAUUGACAGCUCAUGGACACCGACACAAGAAUACGAAGAGCAAGAAAUCGGUGAACUCGACGCUGGCCCUCGAUGCGUCACCUUCAUCGGCCGCGUCGUCAACCUCUACGACCAGGCCACACCGAGCAAAGCACCCAAAGCGGCGAAAGGCUGCAUAAAGCUGAUCGUGGCGGACAACACAGGCGCACUGACGGUCAGACUCUGGUACGCCAACAUGGACUACAAGCUCCACCUCGGCCAGCUGAUCUCUGUGUGGACGCCGCACCUCUCUUAUGGCGAGAACGGCACGCUGGCUCCAUCGAGCGCGCCGCUCUUCACGAGUAUCUUUCCUGAGCGAGAUCGGAAUUGCCAUUUCAAGAGUCAUGAGAACAGCGAUGAGGGCGUGCAGUGCAAAAAGCCGAUUGGGUAUAAGAAGGGCCAGCCGUUGCCGGGGCUGAUGACGCUGCAGAAUUUCAUUGAUGGAGGGUAUGAUGUCGCGGAUGGGAAGAUUCUAGUGUGUGUCAAGAGCAUUGGGGCUAGGACGAAGGUUGAGAACAAAAGGGGUACUACUGAACGCAUCAACAUCGGCCUCUUCGACGAUACGGCCGAGGCUACCUUGACACUCUGGGGCUCUACCACCGCGUCUGCGGUACCGUGGCGGCCAUCUCAUACUGUGCUGCUCAUCACGAACCCUGGGUGGAGAAUCGAUCGGAGGGCGUGGAUCUCCGUGACUGCGAACACGCAUGUUGACGUGGAUCCGUUGAUCACGGAUGCUAUUUGGCUGCGAUCAUUUGCGCAGCGAUUGACUAAGAGGGAUCAUGUGAAUCCGCCAUUCCCCGACGGAGUCUUCGACACCGAAGCAGCGGAGAGCUCUCAAGUACGCAUCCUAUACAGGCUCGCAGACAUCGAUGAAUUCGCUCGCGCGGCACCAAAAGAGAAAUUCAUGGGCUUCCUCAGCAUCAUAAUCAUGGACCUCCACAUCGUCACCAACUUCAAACGCAACAUGCUCAUGUGCACGGAAUGCUGCGGCGUCCCCCUCUACGCCAACGCCGUAACCGCGAAGUGCAAACAAUGCGAGAAAUACCAGCCACUCCGCAUCAACCCGCGCAUCCUCGGCACCCUAGCCGACGAAACCGGCGCCCUCGCCCAGGGCAAAGUGCUCUUCUCGGACGCGGCGUGGGAGCAGUUGCUCGGCCGGUCGGCGUUUCAGCUCGUUAGUUCGAGUGCGGAGGUGCUGCGGUAUCUGGAGCAGAGAUUGCUGUUUUUGAGGGUGAGUUUGUGUUUUGGGUGGAGUUUGUAUGAGGAGGGAGGUGAGGAGGUCGGGCGGUUGUGCGUUUGGGGCGUGAGGGUGUAGCUGGAAUCGCAGACGUGGAGAUCAUCAUCUCGGAGGCGAGGGUGACCGAGUCGAUCAUGAGCAUGUGAGAGGAUUACGGGAUAAAGAAAACAUAUACCAGAAGUAUCAAGACAGCAUCGACAGCCCUUAUGAAACAUUCUAGUCUCCU
Mytilinidion resinicola is the source of this 1633-nucleotide messenger RNA. RefSeq lists its product as uncharacterized. Gene Ontology annotation, biological process: resolution of meiotic recombination intermediates. The coding region runs from base 1 to 1485 and encodes 494 amino acids. Lineage: Eukaryota; Fungi; Ascomycota; Dothideomycetes; Mytilinidiales; Mytilinidiaceae. Gene Ontology annotation, molecular function: single-stranded DNA 3'-5' DNA exonuclease activity; single-stranded DNA binding. The record is from RefSeq and is a predicted model, not a curated record. The transcript has 9 exons.